AUGCCGCCCCACUCAACAAUCCACACCACCAUCGCCAACCUAACCACCGGUUCCUCUCUCGUCAUCGCUAUCAUAGGCGGAACAUCAGGCAUCGGAUCCUACAUCGCCAAAGCCUUCGCCUCCGUUUACCGCAACUCAAAUUCCAAACUACGCAUCUACAUCGUCGGCCGCAACGCCUCGCGCGCGGAAGCUCUGCUUGCAGAAGUGCGAGCCACAAGCCCAGAUUCAGAAUGGCGAUUCAUACAAGCCCAUGACCUGGCGCUGAUGAGCAAUGUCGACGCCAUAUGUGCGCAAAUCAAGAAGUAUGAAGAAGAGCAGCCAUUGAACGGGGGAGAGCCGCGGAUAGACAUGCUAUACAUGACCCAAGCAGAGUCACCACUUGCACCAUCACCGCCAACAAAAGAAGGCCUUGACACCCAAGUCUCCCUCCUAUACUACUCCCGCAUCCGCUUUAUCCUCGCCCUUACACCCCUACUCCUCCGCUCCCAAAACCCAAGCGGCGCCCACGUCAUCUCCGUCUUCGCAGGCACAAUCGAAGACUCCAUCUCCCCGUCUGCCCUUCCAAUCGGCCCACCAGCGCCGGAAAAGCACGGCGUGACAUCUGUUCGCACGCACGUCGCUUUCAUGAAGACCUUCAUGUUCGAGGCCUUAGCUGAGGAACACGCUGGCAAGAUCGCUUUUAUCCAUGUUUAUCCGGGCUAA
Alternaria novae-zelandiae is the source of this 702-nucleotide messenger RNA. RefSeq lists its product as uncharacterized. The record is from RefSeq and is a predicted model, not a curated record. The transcript is spliced from 3 exons. Lineage: Eukaryota; Fungi; Ascomycota; Dothideomycetes; Pleosporales; Pleosporaceae. Gene Ontology annotation, biological process: secondary metabolic process. Bases 1 to 702 code for a protein of 233 amino acids.